Spodoptera litura is the source of this 2184-nucleotide messenger RNA. RefSeq lists its product as uncharacterized. NCBI's taxonomy places the organism in Eukaryota, Metazoa, Arthropoda, Insecta, Lepidoptera, Noctuidae. The record is from RefSeq and is a predicted model, not a curated record.
AGUUUGUUGUGUACGCAUGAAUUUCCUUGUGUUUUAAUGAAUUAAUUUGCAUUUCUAGCCUAUUUGUUGAUAAUGCGAAAAGAACUUAACUAGUCACAUGUAUAGUUUCGUUGUGUAGACAAGUGAUUCACGUUUUUAUUUUAAGAAUCUGUGUCCAUGUUUUGGGAUCAUGUAUACCGUAACAGGCACAUCAUGCAAGAGUUCGAAGACAUAGAGGUACACAAAACCAGUGUAUCAGUGUUUGUGGCCCUAUUUUAUUUAGAAAUGCUUUACAUUUUAAUCAUGACGCUGUCUAUUCUAAAUAGAUUGAAUCAAAACUUACCGUCGUAAACGUACCUAUAUUUACAUUAGCCUUUAAGUUUCAAUAAACCAAGAUGAUCCGCAAACCAAAUAUCCAGGGCAGAUUUUAUCUCUCUCUAAAUGAAGAAGACACCAUCCACCUUGACAAUUGCAGAGUACCACAGCACCAUAUUGAAGGGAUUCGCUUCCUCUACAAACAGUUUAAAAGGAAAAGAAAUGGAGUGAUUAUAAAUGAUCCAUUGGGUUUUGGAAGAAAUAUCCAAAUAACUUUGUUCCUGAAGGCUGUGCAACCGUUGCUCAGCAGACCGGUACUGAUCUUGUGCGAGGAGGGCAGUGAAAAUGACUGGUACGAACGGUUUUUUACGUGGACAGAUUUAUCUAAUGAUGUUGUUAUAGAGGCGAAGAAUCCGAUGUUGAAGAAGGCGGUGAUCAUCAACACCAUGGUGAACCUGCACCUGUUCUGCGCUCGCGACUGGAGCAUCAUCAUCGUGGACGGUGACAAGGUCACCUCCACCAACCCCUUACUCAAGUUACCGUUAAGAUCCAGCUUCAAGAUAUGGAACACCCAAGUUAAUCUCAAGGAAAAUCUGGACAGAUUUGAAGAAGUAUACAAAUGGAUGUAUCCGCAGGAAACAUUUGACAAAAAUUACUUCACUGCUAACUCCGACAGUGCUGUGGAUGUGAUAGAGAAGUCUAUUCUUCUGGAUUCCUUUCUAGAAGAUAUUCUUCUUCGACGGGAAGAUCUGAAUUCUUCUUAUGAGAAAUACCAAAGAGAGGUUGUAAUGCCACCACCAAAGAGUACGUCACUAAUGCCCUCGAUACUGCCUACCUUCAACACUCCCAACACAACCAUCACGCCGGUGCUAGGCCCGGCGCCGCCGCCCCCGCCCCCCGCUCCGACGCCUACCGUUACUAUAACCAAGAAGAACAAAGACGCUACCGGGACUAAAAUAAAACGAUCGAAAACAAGAAUCGACGCAGAGACCGCUAACAAACCGUACGAACCUGUACUACCAAUAACUACCAGUAUCACCAAAGUUAUCGGUGAAACAUCGAAAACUUAUGACGCGUUCGACCGCAAUGAAGACUUCAGUAUUGAAAAUUAUAAAAGAAAAAAUAAGGACAGUGCAGACGUAAACAAAGACAAACCAAUUCAAAUAAUAGAGAUUGACAAUCGUUGCGACAUGAAAUCCGGUUACGAACCGGGUGCCGAGUCGAAAUCAACGGAUAAGUUGGAAGAAAUGGAUACGCUUGUAUUUGGACACGACACUUUCAUUAGCAAGGUGUCGGAUCACUACAAGCCCGGGCACACGUCUUCUGAUAAAAAGGAGACGGAACCGCACACCAUACUCACGUGCAAACCAAUAGGAGAGCAAGGUACUCACAAAGUAUAUCCAGACAACAAGAAAUGUAGCAGUACAGUCACUUCAAGCUCUAGAAAACUUUACGAAGCAUCCCACAGUGACCCCGAGAGAGAUAAAAAGAAUGAUAGGACAAGUUUGUCGACACGAGAUGUAGACAAUGCUAGAGUGAACCUCGAGGAGCUGAAUAAAGAAAUGAGGGAUCUCGGCACUAGAGAUAAUUCCGACAAAAUUGCUAAAAGACAAAAAACAGAUAAUGCGCCCAAAACUGUACUAACAUUUGAACAAUAUAAAGCGAAAUCAAGUUUAUCAAUCAAACAAGCCAGUGGUUCUGGCACUAAGGGCACAGAACAAGUCACAAAUAGUCUUAAACGUAAUAAUAUAGAUGAUAAGUUGAAAGAAUGUGAAGAGAAGGUCUCUAAGAAAUUCAAGGGAUCUUUUUUAGAUAGUCUGUUUUGAAUGUGUGUGAAGCUAAGCUAAGUUUGUGUUAGGUCGUAACAAUAAAUGUUUUUAAGAGCCUGUA